AUGGAGGAAAUAGGAGGAGGGCAACAAGGAGGAGAAGUGUGUGUGUCAAGAUCAGUGGUGGAAGUAUGGAGAGGGAUAAUGAAUUGGUUAGGGUUUAUAAUAAAGUUGUUUUUACAGAUUUUAAGAGGGACUCCUUCUAUGGCUCAAUUUUUACUUUCUUAUAUUGGUUUCACAUUUCCUCUUCUUUCUUCUUCUCCUUCUUUUAAGCCAUUGCCUGUUAUUGAAAUUCCCUUGCAAGAAACCACGUCGAAGAAGAUCACAGACAGGGCACAUGAUAGCAGUUGUGUUCCUGAUGAUGUCUGCGAUUCUGGUGCUUGUGAUGAUGGCGCCAUUGGAAAACUCACUGUGGUGCUUGACAUGGAUGAAACUCUAAUCUGUUCAUAUGAGACUUCUAGCUUGCCAGCCAUUAUUCGCACCCAAGCAGAAGAGGCAGGGGUGGAGUGUUUCGAAUUGGAAUGUUUCUCUUCAGAGAAAGAUGAUGAAGGAAAACCGAAGAUAAAUCAUGUGACAGUGUUUGAAAGACCUGGUUUGAAAGAGUUCUUGAAACAGAUUGGUGAAUUUGCAGAUCUGAUUUUGUUUACCGCUGGUCUUGAAGGUUAUGCCAGACCACUCUUUGACAGGAUAGAUGUGGAGAACCGAUUUAGUCAACGUCUUUAUCGACCUUCAACUGUUAGCACGGAAUAUCGAGAACAUGUGAAGGAUCUGUCUUGUUUAUCUAAAGAUCUCUCUCGUGUUGUGAUUGUUGACAACAACCCAUUCAGUUUCUUGCUACAACCAUUGAAUGGAAUACCAUGUGUUCCAUUCUCUGCUGGAUUGCCAUAUGAUGAGCAACUUUUGGAUGUUAUCCUCCCACUCCUCAAAAACCUAUCAAUGCAAAAGGAUGUAAGGCCUGUACUUUACGAGAGGUUCCACAUGCCUGAAUGGUUUCAAAUGCAUGGCAUUCCUGCUUCUGCUUUGACAGUGUGA
Molecule: messenger RNA, 966 nt
Organism: Dovyalis caffra
Lineage: Eukaryota; Viridiplantae; Streptophyta; Magnoliopsida; Malpighiales; Salicaceae
Source: the annotation of a GenBank genome assembly